AUGGGUCGCUGGACAGACCUGGAUAGCGUAACCUCCCUUGUACACCUCCUGCCAAACCAGACCACUCACAACCCCCAGGACGCCGAGCGCCUCCCCCCAGGCUUCGAGCGCAUAGGCUACGACGCCGACACCCAAACCUACACCUUCCGCGACGCAUCCGGCCGCAUCUACGAAUCCGAGCCUGGAAACCGAUACGGCGAGCUGCGUGCAACGGGCGAGCACUCGCAGCCCCCGUCCGACGAGCAACGACGCGAGCAGGACGAGAUGAUAGAAGAAGGCAAUAGGAGCGCCGUGCGUAUGAUGUUGCCGUUUGCGCUGCUGGUGCUGGUGUUUCUGUUCCUGGUGUUUAAGCUUGUGAAUAGGAGUGAUGGGCCUGAUACAGUUGUUGCUGGCUGUGGGGAUGGGGAGCGCCAGUUGCGGGUCGAGAAGGGGAAUACGUGUUGGGCGAUUGCGGAGGCGAAUGGGUUGAGUGUUGAUGAUGGUAACGAAGGAUCAUUCUUCACCAACCCGAUUGGUAUGCAGGAGGCCCUAAUCGACUACCCACCGAUUCUCCCACAGCCAGAUAGAAGACUACUGCGUUACAAGAGGUCCAUGUCAUAA
Alternaria infectoria is the source of this 600-nucleotide messenger RNA. RefSeq lists its product as uncharacterized. Bases 1 to 600 code for a protein of 199 amino acids. The transcript has 2 exons. NCBI's taxonomy places the organism in Eukaryota, Fungi, Ascomycota, Dothideomycetes, Pleosporales, Pleosporaceae. The record is from RefSeq and is a predicted model, not a curated record.